AUGCGCCGCCUGCAGAAAAAGAAAACAUCGAGUUCUCGAACGGCCGCCGUCCAAGUGUCGUCAGACGAGAGUCUCCUGACACUCGGCGGAUGGCGUGCUCCGUACCUUCUCCCCGGAUCAAUGACCGCGGAGAAGGAUCAUGUCUUAUGCCAUAUCGGUGCCCCCCUACGCAUUCCGCCAGCGCGGAAGUCUCCGAUGCGGUACCAGCGCACCGGUACCAGCAAUAAUAAUAAUGAGUAA
Aspergillus vadensis CBS 113365 is the source of this 240-nucleotide messenger RNA. RefSeq lists its product as uncharacterized. The transcript has 2 exons. Bases 1 to 240 code for a protein of 79 amino acids. Lineage: Eukaryota; Fungi; Ascomycota; Eurotiomycetes; Eurotiales; Aspergillaceae. The record is from RefSeq and is a predicted model, not a curated record.